Molecule: messenger RNA, 1687 nt
Organism: Mangifera indica (mango)
Lineage: Eukaryota; Viridiplantae; Streptophyta; Magnoliopsida; Sapindales; Anacardiaceae
Product: aspartate aminotransferase, mitochondrial-like
Exons: 9
Coding region: 211-1500 (429 amino acids)
Biological process (GO): biosynthetic process; amino acid metabolic process
Cellular component (GO): mitochondrion
Molecular function (GO): L-aspartate:2-oxoglutarate transaminase activity; pyridoxal phosphate binding
Source: RefSeq, a predicted model, not a curated record
GGCUCUGUUGAACGAAUUACCAAAAAGAGGGAAAGGCGGUUUGUCUUAGGUGGGAAUAAUAAGAAAACCAGUGUAGCAGCCCACUGGAAAAUAGGAGAAUGGUUCAAGAAACGCUCUUUGGAAUGGAUGCAACGGGCUUUUUAAGUUCAUCUCUGUAAGGAGAAGCAGCUUUCACAUUGCCGGCUAGUAAAGAAUUUGAAUGAUCAAAUAAUGAGGAGAUUUGUGACAAGCACAGUAAGGAGAUACAGCACGAGGAACUUUACUUGGUGGGAUCAUGUCCGUCCUGCUCCUAAGGAUCCCAUUAUGGGUGUCACUGAAGCUUUUAAUGCUGACUCUUCUCCCAACAAGAUCAAUCUUGGCGUGGGAGCUUACAGGGAUGAUGAGGGAAGGCCUGUUGUACUUCAAUGUGUUAGGGAAGCAGGGGCCAGGAUUGUGGGUAGUCAGUUCUUGGAGUCAAAUUCUGCUGCAGUUAGUUCUAAAAUGGUUGAAGAAUGUGUAAAAUUGGUUUAUGGGAAGGAUUCAGAUGUUGUUAAUGAAGGGAGGUUUGCUGGAGUUCAAGCUCUAUCUGGCACUGGUGCUUGCCGCCUCUUUGCCGAGUUCCAAAGGCGUUUCCAUCCAGAAUCACGCAUUUAUCUGCCUGAUCCGACUUGGUCCAACCACCACAACAUCUGGAGGGAUGCCCAAGUUCCAUCAAAAAAAUAUCACUACUACAAUUUUGAUUCCAAGAGUUUAAACUUUUCAAUGCUUAUAGAUGAUGUUAAGAAUGCACCAGAUGGUUCUUUUUUCUUGUUCCAUCCUUGUGCCCACAACCCAACCGGGAUGGAUCCUACUGAGGAACAGUGGAAAGAAAUCUCAUAUCAAUGCAAGGUGAAGAAUCAUUUUCCCUUCUUUGACAUGGCUUAUCAAGGUUUUGCCAGUGGGGAUCCUGAGAAGGAUGCCCGGGCGAUCAGGAUUUUUCUUGAAGAUGAACAUUUAACAGGAUGUGCUCAGUCUUUUGCAAAGAACAUGGGAUUGUAUGGGCACCGAGUUGGUUGUCUCAGCAUUCUUUGCACUGAUUCAAAGCAAGGAGCUGCAGUUAGAGGCCAAUUGCAGCAGAUUGCCAGGGCAAUGUAUGGCAGCCCUCCUGUUCAUGGUGUAUUACUGGUCUCAGCAAUCCUGAGUAAUCCAGAUAUGAAGUCACUUUGGAUAGAAGAGGUGAAGAUGAUGGUAAAUCGCAUACAAAAAAUGCGAAUGACCCUUCAGGAAAGUCUUGAAAAUUUGGAUUCUCCUCUCAAUUGGGAACAUAUAACUAACCAGGUUGGCUUAUUUUUCUUCUCCUGCUUGACACCGAAAGAGGUUGAGCAGCUGGCACGGGAAUUCCAUAUAUUCAUGACUCAUGAUGGUCGUAUAAGCAUGGGUGGUGUGACUACAGGCAAUGUCAAUUAUCUAGCAAAUGCCAUACAUGAUGUCACCAGAUCUGGUAAAGAGGAAACCAAGAUUCUUUGCAACGUUGGUGUAUAGCAUAGCAACCCAUUUUUUAUCUGAUGCCAAAGUUUUCGAUGUAUUUAUAUUAGUCCCAUGCACACAUAGCGGAAAUUCAAUCUCUUAACAUGCUCAAGAACAUUGUACAUAGCUUUAGUGAUUUCAUAAAUGAAAAUUUAUUGUUUGGAUAAGAAGGAAGUAAUGAAAAAUCCAAAGUUUCUUUCAA